Molecule: messenger RNA, 2541 nt
Organism: Danio rerio (zebrafish)
Lineage: Eukaryota; Metazoa; Chordata; Actinopteri; Cypriniformes; Danionidae
Gene: siah2l
Product: seven in absentia homolog 2 (Drosophila)-like
Biological process (GO): protein ubiquitination; ubiquitin-dependent protein catabolic process
Cellular component (GO): cytoplasm
Molecular function (GO): zinc ion binding; ubiquitin protein ligase activity
Source: RefSeq, marked validated
AGUAUUCCUCAGCUGGAUGUCUGCUGUCUCUUCACCACAGCGAGAAGCCAGAGCAUGAAGAAGUGUGUGAGUUUCGUCCGUACACUUGCCCGUGUCCAGGGGCCUCCUGUAAAUGGCAGGGCUCCCUGGAGGAAGUCAUGCCACAUCUCAUGCAUGCCCACAAAUCCAUUACCACCCUGCAGGGUGAGGACAUUGUCUUUCUGGCCACGGACAUCAACCUACCUGGGGCAGUGGACUGGGUCAUGAUGCAAUCGUGUUUCGGCCACCACUUCAUGCUGGUUCUAGAAAAGCAGGAAAAAUACGAAGGACACCAACAGUUCUUCGCCAUCGUGCUGCUCAUUGGCACACGGAAGCAAGCAGAGAACUUUGCCUACCGCCUCGAGUUGAAUGGCAACCGUAGGCGGCUCACGUGGGAGGCCACACCACGUUCAAUCCAUGACGGUGUUGCAGCGGCCAUCAUGAACAGUGACUGUCUUGUUUUUGAUACCUCCAUUGCCCAUCUGUUUGCAGACAAUGGCAACUUGGGUAUCAACGUGACCAUCUCUAUGUGCUGAGGUGGCAGAGUAGGACUUUUUCCUGUAAACCAAAUCUUGGACAGCCUCUGCUCUCUAUUAGACUGCAGAUUCUGAAGACAAUGGUUGGGAGAUGUAUACAUUUGUGUAUAUUUCUGUUCAAGAGUCAUCUGCUAAACCAUUGCACACUUCCCAAUUAAAAUAUAGUGUGCUAGACCGAUGGCUGGAGCUCUUCUGGAGAUGAAGAGGAGAGUGUGGAGGUGUUGGCAAUCAGUUGAAGGAAUUGGUGCAAUGGAGAUUUUCUCUUGCACGCUUCAAGGAUUCAAACACCUCAUCCUUCAGAAAAUAUCUAGGGUAAUGUUCCGGUUGUGGAUUACCACAUUUAUUCCCUGGGAUGCCCCCUGUCCGGCCCAAAAUCCAAUCUUGACUAAUGAAUCUAGUUUAAUGGAAUCAAAAUGCUAACUUGGAAAGAGUCUGGGCAUGGUGUAACAUUUGCCUCAGAAACUUAUAUAUGUAAAAAAAACUGCACUGACUACUGUGGUUUUCCUCCCAGGACAUGGAGUGGAACCAUAGCAAAUGUAUGUGGCAAUGUAAAUGGUAUCUUCUGAAUUUCAUGGUUGUAUGACUAGAUAAAACAGUGCCCAUGGUGAAAAUAAGGUGAGCAUGGUGGAAAUAAAAUUUGGCAAAAGUGACUACAUAGCCGCCAUGUUUGAUAGGCAAGAAUUUGACCUCUUCACUAUUUUCCCCCCAUUGCUUUCCUGUUUCUUUUCAAAAAAUCUAUUCUGUUGGUGUUUCAAUACAGAUGAUGACUACUCUGAAAGUUUAUUUUGGGGUCCUCUGAUAAACCUAUCCAGAGAAAAGCGGAACACUGGUACCAGCAGUAAUCAUGAUCUAAUGUCACAUCACAAAUAUCCCUUGAUAAAUGUAUAUGAUUAUUGUUUGAAGGGAUGUUUGACUUGGAAAUUCUAAAUUAGUUACCCACCCUCAUGCAGGAUGUCUCAGCUGUUCUCUUUCAAUACAUCCUAUAUAUAAGGUUUGUUGAGCUCCUAAAAGCACCAUACAUAUAGCCCAUACAACCUGUGCAGUAUAUUUUAAGUCUUCUGAAGCCAUAUGAUAGCUUUGGGUGACAGCUUAUAAUAGUUUUGCCUUUGUAUUAAACUCUUUGUAUGAAAAAGAGCAGCUUUCACAUUGUGCUGCAUGCCAUAUGGAGCUCAAAAGACAUGAGGGUGAAUGAAUUAUCAAAGAAUUUUCAUUUCCGAGUGACUUAUUACUUUAAAUGGGUGUUCAAACUGUUCUUUUUAGUCUACAUUGUCACCAAUGACUGUAUGUCAAAGAUAUAACCUGCGCACAAACAGCAAUCUGUUGUUUUACUGUUGAUGAAGUGUCAGCAUUUGACUGUUUUUGUUGUCUUUGUACUUUUCUUUCAUUGUUUCACGAUGAUCUGUAAGAUUAAGGAAAGCUUUUGUAAAUAUAAACCGCUUUAGUUUUGUUGGUAUCUGUUGUUAUUGUUAAGUCUCUUUAAAAUGAUCGUUUAGUCUAGACUGAAGGCUUGUUUACUUGGCUUCUUUUAAAGAUCUGAACAGUUUCUCCGUUCUCCCAUUUGGUCAAUGAACCCACAAUGCCUUAUUUGUAUACAAAACUCAAGAGUCUGCUGCCUUUUCGGACUCCGCGUUCAGGUCACUUUGUUCCAAACCUCCAGUGUCUUGAAAGAGACUUGCAUUUUAUACAAAGUGGCAUUAUGUGUGGGAAGGACAUGAGAUGUUCACAGGUUAUCCUACGUUGCCCCCCAAAAACUUGCUGCAGUAACAGUUUCACCAACACCGUUUGAAACCCAGCCUCUUAUCAAAUACCUCUGAUGACUCCGGCGAUGUCUGUGCGAGAAGAGAACUGAUUGUCUUUGAAUGUGGAUGGUUCCGUGAAGAGAUCCCAAAACUGAUGCACAGUUCUCACCCUCAGCUCUUCUUCUUUCUUUGUCUGCUCUCUCUGAAAAAAAUAUUUAAAAUGUAAAUUAAAUGUUUUAUAAAUCUGU